CAUUCGGAGACCACCCCGACGGCUCGGCGGUCGUACGUUGGCACGUUGACGUCAGUCAGAACGUUACUCUCCCAUCCGGGUCCUCGCGCCUCUCGUGCUCAUAUUUACUUUGUCCAGACGGGAGGGAAAAGCUCAGCGCGUCUUAAGCGUGUUGGACACACACAGCCUCCCGUUCCCCGCGCGCUGUGAUGGGAACCUCGCGACGUCCAGCAGCCCUGAAACUAUUCCCGCCUUUGCUGGCUUUCUACUAGAUUUCCCCCCUAAUUGAUUGAUCGCGUGAUUGGAUACUGAUUUUUUUCGCAACCACUUUUCGCAACAAGUGGUUUUACGCCCGCCCCCCGAUGCAUUCGGGUUUUUGAUGGCUCCGAGGGGACCAUGGAGAUAGCCUUGGUGAGCUUUGAGAACGGCGGUGCCAAGCGGACCGCGGCGGGGGGCAAUGCCGACGAAGCCUGCCGGAACGCGCUGGAUCAUCACCAACCCCAACUCCCUUUCGUGCAGACGGGACUCGGAGAGGACUACGGCAAGGAGCUGAACACCCUCAGCGGCUGCGGUGGUGGUGGAGGUUUUGGUGGUGGUGGUGGUGGUGGACUUCAUCCACCUGCCCGGCGAGGCUCGUGGCGAAUCAACGACAUGAACAACACGUUCGGCUGCAGCGAGGGCUCCAUGGAUGCGCUUUUACGCGCGGACCACAGUCCGCACCUGUUCGACGAGGACACGCUGGAGCUGGACAACGUGGAACGGGACACGGAGUGCAACACGGAGCGCGUGCUCAUCAACAUCGCGGGGCUACGCUACGAGACGCAGUUGGGCACCCUGAACCAGUUCCCGGACACUGUACUCGGGGACCCCGCCAAGCGCAUCAAGUACUUCGACCCGCUGCGCAACGAGUACUUCUUCGACCGCAACCGGCCCAGUUUCGACGGGAUCCUCUACUUCUACCAGUCGGGCGGGAAAAUUCGGCGGCCCGUCAACGUGUCCAUCGACGUUUUCGCGGACGAGAUCCGCUUCUACCAGCUCGGAGAGGAGGCCAUGGAGCGGUUCCGCGAGGACGAGGGCUUCAUCAAGGAGGAGGAGAAGCCGCUGCCCCAGAACGAGUUCCAGAAGCAGGUGUGGCUCAUCUUUGAGUACCCGGAGAGCUCCAGCCCCGCGCGGGGCAUCGCCAUCGUGUCCGUGCUGGUCAUCACCAUCUCCAUUAUCACCUUCUGCUUGGAGACGCUCCCCGAGUUCCGGGACGAGCGCGAGCUACAGGUGACGGGUCGCCUUGACAACAACAGCAACAGCACCGGCGGCGCCCCGCGUCCCUCGCUCACCUUCACGGACCCCUUCUUCAUCGUGGAGACCACGUGCGUGAUCUGGUUCACCUUCGAGCUGAUCGUGCGCUUCUUCGCGUGCCCCAGCAAGUCCGAAUUCUCCAAGACGGUGAUGAACAUCAUCGACAUCAUGUCCAUCAUGCCCUACUUCAUCACCGUGGGCACGGAGCUCGCGGAGCAGCAGGGGGGGCAGGAGCACCAGCAGAACGGCCAGCAGGCCAUGUCGCUGGCCAUCCUGCGCGUCAUCCGCCUGGUGAGGGUCUUCAGGAUCUUCAAACUCUCGCGCCACUCCAAGGGGCUCCAGAUCCUGGGUCAGACCCUCAAGGCCAGCAUGCGCGAGCUGGGCCUGCUCAUCUUCUUCCUGUUCAUCGGCGUCAUCCUCUUCUCGAGCGCUGUGUUCUUCGCCGAGGCGGACGAGCCCGAGUCGCACUUCUCCAGCAUCCCCGACGCGUUCUGGUGGGCCGUGGUCACCAUGACGACGGUGGGCUACGGCGACAUGAGGCCAGUGACCGUGGGGGGCAAGAUCGUGGGCUCGUUGUGUGCCAUCGCCGGGGUGCUGACCAUCGCGCUGCCCGUGCCGGUCAUCGUGUCCAACUUCAACUACUUCUACCACCGUGAGACGGACCAGGACCAGUCGUCGCUGAAGGACGACCCGCCCAACCCCGACCACGCGAGCCCCGAGGCGAAGCGCCGCGGUAGCAAGUCCUCCACCAAGUCAGAGGACGUGGAGCACAACGACGGGGGAGGCGGUGCGGAUAAGGCGAAGGACGCGAAGGGGAGCCGCGGAAUGGCCAUCAAGCGCUCCCUUUACGCGUUCUGCCUGAACACCAGGGACAUGGACCUGUAGUGUUUGAGACGUUCUGCUGUGGUUGUGACUGAGACGCUGUUAGUGUGCUGAUAGGCCUGUUUACUAGGGUGCUGUACGAGCCAAGGAUCCACACUUUGUAAUCCUGGAAAGGGAUUCAUUGACUGCGUAAAAUACGCACAAAUGAAAACCAUUGCCAUCCCAAACUCCGGUGAACAUUAUACCCCCAAGUUUCUAUAGGAUCCAUUAAGAAAUAUCCUUAGGGCCCAUAUUAUAAAACUAAAAACAUAACAUUUAAACAACAUAGCAUGCACUGCACAUCACCCCUUAAACCGCAAAAGUCCAGUUAUUUUUUAUGCUUUUAUGCUAUUUUGCAUUAUAUAACAAAUCAGAGUUAUGUUCGAAGUGAACGGCAUUAGUAGGACGUUUAUAAAGUGUUAGAGGGAGAGAGAGUGCACUGAUGAUUGAGACUCUGGAUGAUUACUUUACGCGCUUUCCAUUACGCACUGGAUGACUGGCAUCCGAGAGAGGGCCUUCCCCGCUCCCCUCACGGAGCCGCUGGCCCCUCCUGUACAUAUGCCUCUGUAGAUAGAGAGAACCACAUGGCGAUCAGCCCCGACGGCUUAUUUUCGUAUUCUUUCAUGUUUUUAGUCGUAUGUUUACUGAAUUGGAUAACACUGCGCAAAUCGAUAUGGAGAUACCCCCUGAACCGCCUGCUGUUUGUUGUUGUGAUCGUGUUGUUUGGGAUGUAAAAGAAAAAAAACUGAAAUAACAAUUUGUUUUUUAAACAUAACGCUAAUCUCGCUGCCCAGUUUGAUUCACUCAGGUCUUUAGAAGUGAGUGAGUUUUUUUAAUUUUUAAUUCAUUUUAUUUUUUAUGGCUAUGCCCAAACUCAACCCACUACCUAACGAGGACUCACGGAGCAUUUUGUUCUCUCAACACUGACAGUUUUUCCGUUUCUGAUCACGUGACCAGAAGAGAAAAGAGCAAACGAAAAAAAAUUAAAACAGACCCACUUUGGAAGUACCGCUGGAAUAAACCGGAAAUGGGACUAGGAGACCGACCAAUCAGGAAGGCGUCUUGGGGAAGUCCUCAACCAGUUGACCCACCCCAUCAACUCCUCCCCCGCUGGGCCACCAAGAGAAGCUCCCAGGAGGAGCCAGAGAGAGAGAGAGAGAUCAGCCCACUGGAUCCGGUCCUCGACCGCCCAUAAUAACUGCCACCCACUUCAGAAAGCUGUGCCUUCAACCACUCGUUGAUAUUCGACGCUUUUCUAUUCAUUCAUUUAUUGGUUCAUUUAUUUAUUUUUGUUAAUUUAAUUUUUUAUCAUUUUUUUUAUUAUGGAGGCAGCAAGCCACAUCAUUGGCCACCCUCUGUUAUUUGCGCACACAAACACACUCACACACUGUUUUCUUCUUUUCCAAUCGAGGACAUCUGCCCGAUGCUUUGGGGACCAUCGAACAAGUUGCUCUCUUGUUCCCGGGGUGGGGGGGUGGGGGGGCAGAAAAAGAAAAGAGAGAAAUAAAUAUAUCUAAAAAUAUAUUAGAAAAGGACAUGCAAUUCUACCUUUUUACUUCUGUGUUUCUGUUUCUUCAACUCGUGUUAGUGCGUUGCUUUCUAUCAGAGAGACCUCCUUGUGCAAUAUCAGUCAACAUACUGUAUGUGUGUGUCAAGUCGUCAUGUGGAAAAUGUAGAUUUCAGAUAGCUUUACUCGGUUACCGUUUAUUUUUGUAACAAUGUUCUCCUGAUGUAUAUUUUUCUAACAACAUUACAUGAGCUCAGCAGGAACCAAUAACUCAACGCGUCCAGGUUCAAGCCCCUAGCUUGGAGGGUAUUGACCACCUCUCCUUGAAAAGAGACCUAUUGACUUAAGAAGUCAUUAUUGACCUAGCAUGUUCCUCAGCUAGGCUAACAGGACAUUGCGUGUUCCUCAGUAAGGCUAACGGGACAUAGCGUGUUCCUUGGCUCGGCUAACUGGCCAUAGAAUUUUCCUCAGCUAGGCUAACUGGCCAUAGUGUGAUCCUUUGCUAGGCUAACAGGACGUUGCGUGAUCCUGAGCCUAGGCUAAACUGGACAUAGUGUGUUCCUCGGCUAGGAUAACGGUACUAAGUUAAGGGGACCUAUCAUGUUCCUCGACAAAGCUAACAGGACCUAGCAUUUCCCUUGGCUAUGGUGAUCUAGCAUGUUCCUUAGCUUACAGGACCUAGCAUGUUCCUUAACUAACAGGACCUAGCAUGUUCGCGGUUGAGCUAACAGGACCUAGCUGCUCUACCAGGGCUACAGCCAUAGUCUUUCUUGGGUUUUGAAAUACAACGGCUUUGAACAACACUGCAUAACGAAGGAAACUUCCUUAUCAUCAAGUGUCCGUCACAGAGAUUCAAUGUUUUAGGUACCUCCUGUUGGUUAAACUAAUACUAGUUUGAAUAUUUGCGAUAUUUUCACUAGCUUUGUCAUCAGCGAAGGAAAGGUGAAAUUGUGUUCUCAACCUUUGUGUGGCCUGUAUCUUCUUGCCGUAGGUCAAUUUUCUUUAUUUUAUUAAUUUUCUCGAAUUUUCCUGCAUAUCAUCGAAAUAAGUGGCAUGAGUAUGUUGGUGAGUGAGUGAAUGGCUUUAACGCAUUUCGGAAAAAAAGAGUCAAAGACUAAUGUUUUAAACUGUGUUAUUGUUUGGUUUUUUAAAUCCACUUUCUGCAAAUUGUGAAAUGUUUGUUGUUGUUUAUCCUCUGUAAGCUGCCAUCAUUGUACUGUGUAGAUUGAAGUCGCCCAGCCUUUAUCCCUACAACCUUUUAGUCCUAGACAACAAAAAAAAUACAUAUAUAUUUUUAUAAUAUUAGGUUAAUCAGAUGCAGUCUGGAUGAUCACCAUUAUAAAAGAAUAAAAGUAGCUAAACUCAUUCAAGUGCAUCAGUUGUCUCCAUCAUGUUCUGCCACAUAAUCGAAACCAGCAUAUUUACUUUUGAACUGACUGCUGGAAAAAAAGAAAAAGGAAAUUGUCAACUGAAAUGCAUGGUUUGAUUGAAUAGACCUAGUUGUAUAUAUAUAGUGUUGAAUCUGAGCUGUUGUGUUCUGAGGUCAUUAAGAGAGAUUUUUUCCUGUGCAGAAGUGGGUGAGUGAGUGAAUCAUGACUGUACGCUGCCUCCAUCCAUCAAGUACCUUUAUUUUUUGACAUUGUAUCCCAAAAACAAUGCUGCCAAAUGAAGCCAAAUUUCUGAUGUUCUCUGUGUGUAACUGACGUUUAACAUGUUAAACCUCAUCCUUGUAAUGUUUGUGUUUUUAAACAGAGAUCCUAAUUGUUACAUUGUUGAUAUAUGCAGAUCAUACGGAGUAACAAAAUAAACAAAAUUAAAUACA
Molecule: messenger RNA, 5462 nt
Organism: Gadus morhua (Atlantic cod)
Lineage: Eukaryota; Metazoa; Chordata; Actinopteri; Gadiformes; Gadidae
Product: potassium voltage-gated channel subfamily A member 1
Exons: 2
Coding region: 376-2157 (593 amino acids)
Biological process (GO): action potential; protein homooligomerization; potassium ion transmembrane transport
Cellular component (GO): intercalated disc; membrane; voltage-gated potassium channel complex
Molecular function (GO): protein binding; delayed rectifier potassium channel activity
Source: RefSeq, a predicted model, not a curated record